Molecule: messenger RNA, 2546 nt
Organism: Pseudovirgaria hyperparasitica
Lineage: Eukaryota; Fungi; Ascomycota; Dothideomycetes; Acrospermales; Acrospermaceae
Exons: 3
Coding region: 72-2117 (681 amino acids)
Biological process (GO): DNA-templated transcription; positive regulation of transcription by RNA polymerase II
Molecular function (GO): sequence-specific DNA binding; DNA-binding transcription factor activity, RNA polymerase II-specific; zinc ion binding
Source: RefSeq, a predicted model, not a curated record
CAAAAUCACUAUCAACGCUUGAUUGCCGUCCACAGCAAAUAUACAUAUCUGCAGAUUGCAUAACAUCUAUCAUGAGUCAAUUGAAUGAGAACUCACCCUUGCGAACAUCACCACUUGGACAUAAGCCAAUGAAGCGACCAAGAACGGCAUGUACACGAUGCAAGAACCGGAAGCAAAAAUGUGAUAGCCAAUGGCCGACGUGUUCAAAUUGCGAGAAAAGCGGCAAUGCCUGUGACAAGAGCCUCGUUGGUGAGCCUUUACCGACAGCAUAUACACAUGCUUUAGAGGAACGUGUUGCAGCUCUCGAGAUCGAACUCUCAAGAACGCACCAAAAUGUUGGUAUUGAACACCCAAUCGCGGUGAACAGUAUAGCAGGCCCACGGAGUGAUCAACAUGAUGCAUCGCAUAUUGAAGACGCCCUGAGAGAUGUUGUCGAUGCUCUGCACAUGGGUAACUUUGAAGCUCCUGCUUAUGUAGGCUCGUCAUCUGGUCUUCCAUUGGCUCUGAAUCUUGGGCAAAUGGUUCAGGCGACUGUGUGGAAUAAAGCGAUGCCACCACCUCGGGACGAUGAUAUUCAACAAGGCACGCCAAUAGUAGAUAAGAUAUACUUAUCCAGCCAUUCGCAAGAACGAACUAGGAUCAUGGUGCAAGAUAUACAAGCCAACAGCUCAGCUCCUCCAGACGAUCAACUGGGUACUAAAUUGAUACAUGCAUACUUCCAAAGAUUACACAUACGAUAUCCUUUCUUAGAUCCAGGAUCAAUAUGGACGCUACAUGCAAAUCGGUCGCGUCUAUCUUCCACUGAUGUCAAGAUGCUAAGCAGCUCAGAACGGUUUGGGAUAUUCAAGAUGUACAUGGUCUAUGCGAUUGGUGCCAUGCUCUUGCAGCUGACCGAGAGGCUCUCUGAUAGCUCUCCUCCAGAGAGUUUCUACAUGACUGCCCUCCAACACAUAUCCGCAGCACGAGAGCCCCGGUGCCUUCAAAAUGUAGAGGCUAUGUUACUCUUGAUCAUAUAUCAUCUGCGAUCUGCUUCUACUCAAGGUCUUUGGUAUAUGUCAGGUCUUGCCAUGCGCACCUGCGUUGAUCUAGGCAUGCACCGAGCAACGUCAGAGAUCAGCCACUCUCCUGAAGGCAUCCAACGACGCCGACUCCUCUUCUGGUCUACUUACUCACUAGAACGUAUAAUAUCAAUAUCCCUCGGUCGCCCUUGCAGCAUCUCUGACCGUCACAUUGACCUUCCACUCCCGUCUGCUCAUUCCCAAACCGCCACCUCCCCGGCCCUCCUAUCAUCUCUCUCCUACCCCAUUACCCUCUACGAACUCCGCCGUGUGGAAUCACGCAUCUAUAACUCUAUCUACCGCAACGAUCGGUCUCUCUGCUCCCUUCGCCCCAAGAUCGACCGUCUGUAUGCUGAUCUUGAGGAAUGGCGUCUCAGUGCCCACACACGACUCUGCAACGAUGAUCUUGAAUACCCCAUGCUACACUACCACAAAGCUCUACGUUUGCUCUUACAGCCCUUCCUGCUGCUACUUCCCGUCGGUGAUCCAUAUUAUCAGACCUGUCUUCGCGCAGCCGGCCAAAUCUGUCAAGCGCACAAACGACUGCACCAGAGUUUCGAAUAUGGCCAUAGCUUUAUCGCCGUGCAGACGGUAUUUGUGGCAGGAAUCACGAUGUUGUACUGUCUAUGGACGAGCUCGCACAAAGUCUGGUCUGUUACACUCAGCAAUGAUAUCCGCGCGUGCAGUUCGGUCCUUUUCGUCAUGGGCGAGCGCGCGGAUUGGGUGCGCAAGUACCGCGAUGCCUUCGAGAUCCUAGUCAAUGCAACGAUGCAAAAGGUUGGUGGAGAUGCGGAGACCGAGCAGAGUCCAGACGCAAAUUUUUCCAGCACUAUGGCUACGGGAUCGCAGAGGUCAAUGGGAACAGCAGCAGCUCAUGUCAGUAUCGUGGCUGCUAGUGAAGCGUUUGUACAACACGGGACAGGGAGUGAUGAGGCAUUGAGGAUGGUCAUGGAAUUGGCAAAUUGGAUUGAUCAUGACGAUGGUGUGGAUGCUUGGAUGCCAGGUUUCGAGCAUCUGGAGAGUCUAACAGGAUCGUUCGAUGUUAAUGAGAUGUUCUAAACAGACACACAUUGCAUGACGUCAUACUCACAGGCAGAACUGGGAAAGAUGCCAUAGGCCAAAGAUAUGGUGUAUCUUAGUCAUAAAGAUGACACAGGUACAUGAUCAACGAGAAGUCUAUCUCAAGCGACUCAGCCAGAUCCACUAUCGUGCCUGGUAAUCCCGAAGAUGCAAUACAAGAGUAGCUUAUCAAGCUAGAAAAAACAUCACGAUCGCCCAGACCUUGACACUACUUACGUUACAUGACGAAGUUAAAAAGGUCACACGCUCACAGCCCAGCAAUUGAAGCCAAUGUCAGAUAGCUUCUGUGAGUCCAUCUGUGAAGGUUCUAUUCCCCUGUUUCACACCUCUUCUACUCGGCACAUCUGAAUUGUGUUCAUCGACGCUCUACUCCUAUAAGUAGAGACGACGUUGCCGUAACUAAGCCCU